Molecule: messenger RNA, 903 nt
Organism: Ylistrum balloti
Lineage: Eukaryota; Metazoa; Mollusca; Bivalvia; Pectinida; Pectinidae
Product: sphingomyelin synthase-related protein 1-like
Exons: 1
Coding region: 1-903 (300 amino acids)
Biological process (GO): ceramide biosynthetic process
Cellular component (GO): endoplasmic reticulum membrane; Golgi membrane
Molecular function (GO): ceramide cholinephosphotransferase activity; sphingomyelin synthase activity
Source: RefSeq, a predicted model, not a curated record
AUGCCUGCCAGUUCCAACUUGUCAGUUCCAUUCACCAGGAACGAUAAAGAUAUAGGAUACAAAAAGAUGGGAUCCAAGUAUAUGGAAGAACAAUUCACAUGGUUUGCGACAAAAUAUGUAUCGCAAAAUAAAGACGUUUUAAGGAAAUUGAUUAUAGGCUUUUUAUACUUAUUAUCAGCUCAUAUAACAUCGUGUGUUGCAAUUGUUUUUGUGAAUGAUCGUCUACCAGAUAGGAAAAAACAUCCACCUCUUCCAGACCUAAUUUUGGAUAAUUUGCCGUAUGUCCCAUGGGCGGGUCAGGCUUCGGAAUAUUGUCUUGCUUUGGAAAUGGUCAUUUGGAUUGGUAUGGUCAGUCUCAGUAAGCAGCGACUACAAAUUAUUCACCGGCUUUGUUUAGUGGCUGGUACAAUGUACUGGCUGAGGUGCUUGUGCGUACUGGUCACCUCCCUACCAGUUCCGGAUGUUCAUAAAAAGUGUUACCCAUUUCCUGAAGCAGAUACUUGGAACAAACUAAAACGGGCUUUAGACUUGUACACUCGAUUUGGACUCAAAGUGGUUGGUGCCGAGACUUGUGGUGACUACAUAUUCAGCGGCCACACGACACUUCUGACCAUCUUGAAUCUUUUUGUCAAUGAGUACGCACCGAGAUCUCGGUGCUUCAUCAGAGGCAUCACGUGGACAUUAAAUAUAGGUGGAAUACUUUUUAUCUUGUUGUGUCGAGGUCACUACACUAUUGACGUCAUACUUGCCUUCUACUUGUCGUAUCAAAUAUUCACGUCAUACCAUUGCUGUAUCAUCAAGGAGAGGACCAGCUCGUUUCCAUGGAAAGUUGUAGACUAUUUGUCAGAAUGUUUCGAAGACAAUAAGGAGACUUUGCCAGAGUUUGAAAAGGUUUCAGUUUGA